AUGUCAGUGACUCCAAAAGAUCUAUAUGCCAUUCACCCCGGUGCGCGCAUCCUCGUUACAGGCGCUAAUGGCUAUAUCGGGUCGCACAUUGUCAACGUCCUAUUAUCCCUGGGCUACCUUGUUCGAGGUACCGUACGCGCAGAAAAGCCGUGGCUUCAUGAAUUAUUCGGCUCGAAGUACGGUCCGGGCCAAUUCGAGACAGUAGUGGUCCCUGAACUGAAUGACAAAGAAGCUCUAAUCAGGAUCUUGAGUGAUGUCAGUGGUAUCGCGCAUGUAGCGACAGACGUCUCAUUUGAUUCCGAUGCCAAAAAGGUCAUCACCAAUGUCGUCUCAGCCACGGAGGCUGUUCUGCAGGCUGCAGCAGAAUCGUCAGUGAAGAGAGUGGUUCUCACCUCAUCAUCCUCAGCGGCAUUACUGCCACAGCCUGGCGUGGAUGGCAUAGUGGUGACAGAGGAUACCUGGAAUGAUGCCGCCGUUAAAGCGGCAUGGGAUGCAAAUACCACGGCGGAUAAAAAGCCGUUCAUUGUCUACGCAGCUUCUAAGACAGAGGGCGAACGCGCAGCUUGGAGAUGGAUCAAAGAGAAUAAGCCGAAUUUCACCUUCAACUCAGUGCUUCCUAACUUUGCUAUUGGAAAGAUCCUUCAUCCCGAAAUAGCUGGCUCAACUAUGAAAUGGACUGCCGAGUUAUUGCAAGGAAAUGAUGGGGUUAUAAAAUUUUUACCUUCUCAAUGGCAUGUCAAUGUGGGAGACAUCGCCCGUAUCCAUGCCAUUGCCUUACUCGACCCAAAUGUCAAAUCUGAGCGUCUCUUCGCAUUUGCUGCUCCCUUCACAUGGACUGGAAUAAUUAACAUUCUCCGAAAACUUCGUCCCUCCAACAAAAGACUCGUGAAUGCACCAGAAGAUGAACAACCCGACCUAAGUGAUAUUGUGCCUUCUAAGAGGGCGGAAAGUCUGCUGAGGUCCUUCUUCGGGCAGUCUGGCUGGAUUGGGCUGGAGCAAUCAUUGAAGGACGGAAUUGAUAGCGUCGACUUUUAA
Molecule: messenger RNA, 1035 nt
Organism: Talaromyces amestolkiae
Lineage: Eukaryota; Fungi; Ascomycota; Eurotiomycetes; Eurotiales; Trichocomaceae
Exons: 5
Coding region: 1-1035 (344 amino acids)
Molecular function (GO): oxidoreductase activity, acting on the CH-OH group of donors, NAD or NADP as acceptor
Source: RefSeq, a predicted model, not a curated record